This is a messenger RNA of Copidosoma floridanum, 1554 nucleotides long. RefSeq names its product vesicular glutamate transporter 1. Gene Ontology annotation, molecular function: transmembrane transporter activity. The record is from RefSeq and is a predicted model, not a curated record. Gene Ontology annotation, cellular component: membrane. Gene Ontology annotation, biological process: monoatomic anion transport; transmembrane transport. NCBI's taxonomy places the organism in Eukaryota, Metazoa, Arthropoda, Insecta, Hymenoptera, Encyrtidae.
AUUAUACACGAUAAAAAAAAAUUUCCUUUUUCUCAGUCCGCAGUGUAUCCAGCGCUUCACGCCAUGAUUGCACGCUGGGUGCCACCCAACGAAAAAGGCAUGUUCGUUUGGACGAUGCAAGGUGGUCCCUUUGGUACAUUUGUGACACUUUCGGUCUGUGGAUUGGUAAUCCACACAAACGGCUGGAAAGCUGCGUUCUACGUGACGAGUGGCUGCAUGUUUGUAUUUUAUCUGCUCUGGGUAUGGCUUGCCUAUGAUACUCCCGAUGUACACCCGACUAUUAGUGAAAAAGAGAAAAAUUACAUCAAAGAACAGAUUGGUAGCUCUAUCAGUAAAAAAACGCAAAAAUUACCACUAAGAUAUAUUGUUACGUCGUUGCCGUUCCUCGUUCUGUUGUAUGCUCAUUUUGCAAACAUGUGGGGCAUUUACUUUAUUUCUAUCAGUGGUCCCAAGUACACUCUGGAAAUUUUAGGUUUUGACAUGAAAAAUGCCGGAGUACUGACUGGUUUACCAUACAUCACAAGACUUCUGGCUGGUGUGUUGUUCGCAUUAGCAGGCGACUUUUGUCGUAGAAAGAGCGUUAUGACUACUGGUUGGAUCCGUCGCAUAUUCAUGAUCUUCUCACACGUUCUACCUGCUAUUUGCCUGAUCCUGAUUUCGUAUGCUGGUUGCAACCGCUUUACGGCGAUAGCGAUGAUGACACUUGCUCUGACCUUCAAUGGAGCGGCUUGCCAGACGAGUCUGCAGAAUCACCAGGACCUCGCCCCCAACUUUGCUGGAUCACUGUACGGCAUCAUGAAUACCUUUGGCAGCUUCUCUGGUUUUAUCAUUCCUGCGAUACUCGGUGUUCUCAUCAACGAACAUAAUGGGAUGCUGGAAUGGCGUGUUAUGUUCUGGAUCUCAUCGAUAGUAUUCGCCUCGGCAACCCUACUUUUCUGGAUUUUCGGCUCAGCUGAAGUUCAGCCCUGGAACGAUCUUAGCAUUGGCUUGAAAACCGCCAACAUUGAAGUUGCUGAAGAACAAAAGCGAAUAAACUCAAAGGAAGCGGAAGCUAACGAAGAAGAGGAGAACGAGAAGCUAUAAGGCUGACGAUAGAUUCGUCCAUAGAUUAGUCAAUAUUAUUUUUAAAUACUCUACAACAGCUGAGGUAGAGCUAGCUGGAUCGUCGUGGCAGUCUAAAGAAAAUAUCCAACGAUAAGUAGCGUUUAAUCAUGUAUGUUGAAUAUUUUUCAAUUUUUUAACUUUUUUUGUUUGCCACAAUACAAUAUUCAAGACUAUAUUUCAUUUCAAAACUUAAACGAUUUUAUUUAAGAUUUUGAAAGGUAAGUGCUGAGAAAGUUAAAAGGAUCUGAAUAAUUAUUGUCAAUGAAAACUUUAUGUAUUAUCAAUGUAGUUCAUUAAAAUCACUGAUUUUUUUUAUUUCAAUUAACUCGGAGAAAAAACUUUUUGAACUAAAAAAUAUUUAUCUGAUGUUGAACUAUGUAUAGGUACAGAAAGCACAGCAUUUAUAAAGCAUUAUCUUAAUUUUUAUUGUAAAUAUAAUACAAAAAAAUU